CUAUGUAAAGGGAGCAACUGUUUGUCUCCGCAGCAGUCCUCAUUGGCCUAGAGCAAGGGCGGAGGGCACUUCCGAGGGAGGGAGCCCAGAGCAACAUUGCCUGGACUCCACUUUCCCUCACCAGCUCUGCUGUCCCACAUCAUGUUUGGAGAGCAUUGUGGUCUCCCUUCAGAGCGAACUCUACUCAGCCACCCUCCUAAAACUGGACUUCACUGCAAAAUGGUGCUUCAGGCCGUCAGCAAAGUGCUCAGGAAGUCUAAAGCUAAGCCAAACGGCAAGAAACCAGCUACAGAGGAGAAAAAGGUGUACCUGGAGCCGGAGCAUACCAAGUCCAGGAUCACUGACUUUGAGUUCAAGGAGCUGGUAGUGCUGCCCCGGGAGAUCGACCUCAACGAGUGGCUGGCCAGCAACACAACGACAUUUUUUCACCACAUCAACCUGCAGUAUAGCACAAUCUCAGAAUUUUGCACAGGAGAGACGUGUCAGACAAUGGCUGUGUGCAACACACAAUACUACUGGUAUGACGAGCGGGGGAAGAAGGUCAAGUGCACUGCCCCCCAGUAUGUUGACUUUGUCAUGAGCUCUGUGCAGAAGCUGGUAACUGAUGAAGAUGUGUUCCCCACAAAAUACGGUGACCAGCAUGGCUCAGCCAGCACCUGUUACUCUAGGCAAUUGCCACCCUGGGGGAGAGGUUGCUGGGAACUCUUUGGAGGAGUGGUAGCAGGCAGAGAAUUCCCCAGCUCCUUCGAGUCCUUGGUGAAGAAGAUCUGCAAGUAUCUGUUUCACGUAUUGGGCCACAUCUACUGGGCCCACUUCAAGGAGACCCUGGCCCUUGAGCUGCACGGACACUUGAAUACACUGUACGUGCACUUCAUCCUCUUCGCCAGAGAGUUCAACCUGCUUGACCCCAAAGAAACCGCUGUCAUGGACGACCUCACCGAGGUGCUGUGCAGCAGCCCAGGUAGCAGUGGUGCCACUGGGGAUGGGGCCAGCAGUGGAGUUGCCGGAGCACAGAACCACGUGAAGGAGAGAUGAGCCUCCAGGGCCAGAUGGGUGCACAUGUGCAAAGAGACAACUGUGUAUCAGUGUGUGCGCACACAUGCCCCGGCGUGCUGAUGGCAAGGUCUGAGGGCCCGGGCUGCUCGGAGUGUGGGCUCCAUGGAUGCCGCUGGAGCAAGACGUGUUUCCUGACUUCCCUGUUGGAUGGAUGAGUGCUGUUUGUAGUGAAGAGCCUUUGGAGUCAUUCAUUCAUUCAACAAACAUUUAUUGGACUGAUGUUUUGAUUUUUCUUCUGUGGGGUUUUCCUUUCUUGGGUCUUCCAUAUGGCUCUUGCCCUCUCCUUCCCUCUGGGGGAAAGGGCUCUGUGGCUUUGAAAGAAGCACCUUAUGAGAGGUGUCUCCCCCUUACGGGGCUUGCCCUGCAGACCUGGAGUUCUGCUGUGCUUUGGGGAUGGGCUUUUACAGAGGCCCACCCUGCAGCUUUUCUCCCUAGCCCUUGCCUGGACUUUAGCUCAGAGUCUCUGGGGUAGAGAGGCCUGGGAUGACCCAGGAGGGCCCACAUCUGCUGCUUGCUCCUAUCAACCCCUUCUUGCUGCCUCCUCAGUGCCCAAGGAGGUCCCAUUUUGCAUAGGGGCCAGGGCAGCACCAGGACCCCUCUGAGGUCCUGUGUGAAGACAGGGCUGUCAGUGAAAGGCAGAAUCUGCUUUAGUUCAUCUGUUCAGAUAUAAUAAAAAGAAUUCUCUCAGGUCAGA
Molecule: messenger RNA, 1750 nt
Organism: Acomys russatus (golden spiny mouse)
Lineage: Eukaryota; Metazoa; Chordata; Mammalia; Rodentia; Muridae
Gene: Mob2
Product: MOB kinase activator 2
Exons: 6
Coding region: 142-1035 (297 amino acids)
Biological process (GO): signal transduction; positive regulation of protein phosphorylation
Cellular component (GO): cytoplasm; nucleus
Molecular function (GO): protein kinase activator activity
Source: RefSeq, a predicted model, not a curated record